This is a messenger RNA of Diorhabda sublineata, 1749 nucleotides long. RefSeq names its product orexin/Hypocretin receptor type 1-like. The coding region runs from base 267 to 1661 and encodes 464 amino acids. The transcript is spliced from 8 exons. The record is from RefSeq and is a predicted model, not a curated record. Gene Ontology annotation, cellular component: membrane. Gene Ontology annotation, molecular function: neuropeptide Y receptor activity. Gene Ontology annotation, biological process: G protein-coupled receptor signaling pathway. Lineage: Eukaryota; Metazoa; Arthropoda; Insecta; Coleoptera; Chrysomelidae.
ACAAAAUUCGUGUUGAUUUCUGCAAAGUGUCGCGGGAAAAUAACAGUUUUCCAGUGUAUAAAUCGACGAUUUUCUUGAAUGGAAAUCAUCAUAGCAGUGAUUGAAAUUUAGUAUUGUGUUAUUAAACGUCAUCCGUUGAUGAGUGUUAGUUACGAGGGGAUGUAAAAUUGUGUGCACACCCAACUAUUGAAAACUGGAAACAAUUCUAAUAGAAACAGGAUUGUAGAAAUGGGAAAAAUCUGUUUAACUAGAUAAAUUAGAGCAUCAUGAAACCAAAGUUUUAUCCAUUUAUUGUCUUAUUUCUUUUAUUUUGUCGAAUUUCUUUAUCGCAUUUGGAUUUGAUUAAUUUAAAUAUAACAAAUACAGUUGCUGUCGACUAUAUUGUAUCAAAUAACGUUGAAUCUGUUACGAAGAACGAAUCUAGUGACAUUAAUUCAGUGGAUAGAGAAGAUUAUACGAAUAAGAGUACAAACAUAACUUUUGAAGCAUACUUAGAAUACAUUCAGCCUCGGGUAUGGACUUGGGUGUUGGUUGCUUUCCAUUCGAUCGUCUUCGUCGUGGGGCUGAUAGGAAAUUGCUUGGUGUGCGUGGCUGUUUACAGAAAUCACAGUAUGAGGACCGUCACAAACUACUUCAUAGUCAACUUGGCACUAGCUGAUUUCAUGGUGAUUUUAUUCUGUUUACCUCCCUCGGUAAUCUGGGACGUGACUAGCACCUGGUGGUUCGGAACGGCGUUAUGCAAAAUCGUACUUUACAUGCAGAGCCUAUCGGUGACAGUGUCUGUAUUAACAUUAACUUUCAUAUCGAUCGAUCGGUGGUACGCUAUUUGUCACCCGUUAAAAUUCAAAUCUACAACGGGUAGAGCCAAAACAGCCAUCGGAAUUAUUUGGAUAAUAGCGAUGGCGUGCGAACUACCCGAACCGCUCUACUUGACAGCUGUACCGUAUCACGAAACGUACUUAUAUUUAACACAAUGCGAACCAACAUGGUCGACGGAAACGGAUCUGGUGUUCUUUUUGAUUAAAAUGAUAUUUUUCUAUUUUAUUCCUUUGGUGUUUAUGUCGGUAGCUUAUUUACACAUAAUAAGGGUGCUUUGGAAAUCUGGAAAAUUACCGUAUCAACAAAGGGUUGCAGAAUUCACUGGUACUAGAUUCAAUAACAGUACGGGUCAAUUAAAUACGUUCGCCAUGAAUAUGAACACUAGCACGGAGGGACAAAUACGAUCGAGAAAAAAAGCUGCAAAAAUGUUGGUGGCUGUCGUUGCAAUGUUUGCAAUUUGCUUUUUUCCAGUGUAUUUGUUAUCAAUUCUCAGGAUGACGGUGCAAUUGAGUAACAGCGAUCCGAACAAAGCAUUUUCUUUGAUAUCUCAUUGGUUGUGUUACGCCAAUAGUGCAAUUAACCCUAUAAUUUAUAAUUUCAUGAGCGGGAAAUUUCGUAAAGAAUUCCGUAGGGCAUUCGAUACAUGUUUUCGUAAAAACGAUGGAGGUCGAUUUUUCCAACAAUCCGGAGGUACCCUGUAUAAUAAAGAUUCGGGUUUAGUUUCCAGAACUUAUUCUAAAAACGACUGCGAACUACGAAAACUUAAUACAAUUAAAGAUGGCGACGAUGCGAAGCUUGUUAGAAAAAAUACGAAGUCCAGCAUAUUACAAAUGGACAUUUGAAUCAUUUUAGACAAAAUUUCGAUGUAAUUUUUAUUAUUUAUUAAAUAAAAAAUGUUCAUUUAUACAGUAUGAUUAAAGAUAAACACAA